Molecule: messenger RNA, 1331 nt
Organism: Lampris incognitus (smalleye Pacific opah)
Lineage: Eukaryota; Metazoa; Chordata; Actinopteri; Lampriformes; Lampridae
Product: proenkephalin-A-like
Exons: 3
Coding region: 276-1034 (252 amino acids)
Biological process (GO): chemical synaptic transmission; neuropeptide signaling pathway; sensory perception
Cellular component (GO): neuronal cell body; axon terminus; plasma membrane
Molecular function (GO): opioid receptor binding
Source: RefSeq, a predicted model, not a curated record
GCGAGCCACGGCGAAUCCUCGCGACCCGAAGGGCUUCCUCUGCGCGCUGUCUGAUCGACCGCGGCCAGCCGGCUGACCAACCGAGACACAGAGCGGUGCGGAGUGGCAGCUGAUUGGUUAAUCUGGGACGGCUCUUCCCACCGCCGCUGCGCGCGUGCCACCCCGGGGCCCCUAGCGGAGAUAUAAACAGCGGUCGCCUCUCCACGCGGUACUCUCUCGCUCUUCCCACGGGCCCGCCAGGACUACAGGCACGCGCACACAUCCAAGUAGAGUCGAUGGCUGCUGCGCACGCGAGUUGCGUGUGGCUGCUGCUGCUGCUGGGCGCGUGUGCGGCGGCGGCGGCGGCGGGAGCGGAGUGCGGGCAGGAGUGCGCCGCCUGCGUGUACCGCUCCCUGGGGCAUCCGGCCUCCCUCACCUCCCCGACAUGCUCACUAGAGUGUGAGGGUGGAUUGGACAGCCGGAAGCUCCGCCUCUGCCGGGAAGCGCUGUUGGACGAGGAAAGCCGAAUGGUGAUUGAUGAGGAUGCUGACCAACAGCAGGAACAGGAAGCGGGCGGCGUCGGCCCCGACAACGAGAAGACGACAUCACUAGAGCACCAACUGGCCAAGAAGUACGGCGGCUUCAUGAAGCGCUAUGGCGGCUUCAUGUUGCGACGCUCUUCCUCUUCCUCCCCACAGGGGGCUCUGGAGGAUUCAGGGAACCAGGAGGAGGAGGAGAACGUUCGCCUGGAAAUCUUAAAAAUCCUAAACGCAGAGGCUGAGCACGGGGGGGAGAGGGGGGGUCAAGGGGCCGAGGCAGUGAAGCGCUAUGGGGGGUUCAUGCGACGAGCGGGGGGCGAGGGGCAAGAAGGAGACCUGCUCGAGGCAGUUCUGGGCCGGGGGCUGAAGAAGCGCUACGGGGGGUUCAUGAGGCGCGUUGGCCGGCCCGAGUGGCUGGUGGAUGAUACCAAGAACGCGGGCGGCGGCAGGAUGCUAAAACGCGCCUGGGAGGACGACAACGAGCUACAGAAGAGGUAUGGGGGAUUCAUGGACUAGUUUACCACGGUUAUGACCCCCCGCCCCCCCUCCCCCCUCUAUUCACUGCCCUGUACCCUGGCCAAUCACCUAGUAGUCUGGACUUGUUGGUGUUUUGAGCGACGCCUCCCCCACCAGUCACAUUACAUCAUUUGGCUUUGUAAAAACGUACCUCUGGCUAUUUCAUCGUUUUAAUUGGUCUUGUAACUAUAUGAAAUAUUAAAAAAAAUACAUCUCGUUCAGAUCUUGAGAAAUAAUGUUUUUUGUUUUUUUUUUGUUGUUGUUUUUUUUAUUUUGGCUGGAACUUUUGGUCUGUUC